AUGAGGGGAUUCCUCGGUGUCACUGUGCACUGGAUGGACAAAGAGGCAGAGAGGAUACAGCUUAAGUCCAAUCUCUUGGCUUGUGAGCGCUUCAAAGGCUCACAUACAGCUGAACGAAUCUGUGACAAAUUUGAGGCAAUAUGUGAUGAAUACAACAUUAAAGCUAAACUGGACUACAUUAUUAGUGACAAUGCUGCUAACAUGCGAAAAGCAUUCACUGUGUGCUUCCCCAGUGAACAAGAGGAUGACGAUGAUGGAGAUCAUCUGGAUGACCCUGAGCUCUGGUGUGAUUUAACCGUGGAAGAUCAGCAAACGGUAGAUGUUGCUAUGGCAAAGAAAAAGCGCUUGCAGUGUUUUGCACACACUCUUCAGCUGGUGGUGGGAGAUGGUUUGAAAAAAACAAAAGUGGUAUCUCCUUCUCUUUCGAAGUUAUCUAAAUUCAGCUCACUGCUGCACACAAGCACAACAUUCAAAGAUGUGUUUGAUGCUGAAUUUGGGGAACAGAAAGGCAUCCCUGCUGCAGUCAACACAAGAUGGAACUCAACACUGAGGCAAGUGAAGGCUGUUCUCCAGUGCAAUCAUGUAAGGCUCUGUGCUGUUCUAGAAAAGGCUGGGCACAGGGAGUUGUCAUUCACAGCACGGGAGUGGAAUCUGUUGAAAGAUUUGGUGGACAUCUUGAAGCCAUUUGGAGAAGCAACUGAUUUGACACAGGGGGAGAAGGUCAUCACAAUCAGUGCUGUUGUUCCAUCCAUCUUGUCCCUCAACCACCACCUUGAGAAACUGAAGCCUCAGGUCUGUUUUCUGAGCGGCCUGGUCAGAAGUCUCCAGACAUCCCUGAACAAAAGAUUUCUUGGAAUCUUCAUCAAUGUGAAAAUGGCCAGGACACAAGAUGGGAUCACUGCUCCCUUUUCAGAUCCAGUCUACCUCAAAGCAGCUGUCUUGGAUCCAGCCUUUUCUCUGUUGUGGGUGGAGCCCCAUGUGCUGGUCAGUCGUGACGUCAAGGCAGAGGUGGCACAACAGGUUAAAGAAUUGAUCCUGCAAGAUGCUGCAGAGACUGAGCAACCUGCGCCUCUUGUUGAUGAAAAAGAGCAAGGGGACCUUGGAGAAGGAGAAGGGCUGUUUGCUGCUUACCACAAGAGACAGAAGAAGGAUGUUGGGACUACUCCAGCACUACAGCUAAGUCACUACCUUGACAUAGCUGAAGGACAGAAUGCCCUUUUGUUCUGGGCAUUGAACAUGAAGACUCUUCCUUCACUGUUCCGAGUGGCCAUGAGAGUCUUGGCAGUGCCUGCCUCCAGUGCUCCAGUGGAGCGAGUUUUCAGCCAUGGUGGCAUCAUACUACGCCCCCAUCGUGCACAAAUGACUGACAUACUCUUGGCCAAUUUGCCUAUCGCGCUCUAUAUGAUCCAGCGUCCCAAGAUGGCUGCCAGGUGCGGUGGCUAA
This is a messenger RNA of Entelurus aequoreus (snake pipefish), 1443 nucleotides long. Its product is annotated as zinc finger BED domain-containing protein 4-like. Gene Ontology annotation, molecular function: protein dimerization activity. The transcript has 3 exons. Lineage: Eukaryota; Metazoa; Chordata; Actinopteri; Syngnathiformes; Syngnathidae. The coding region runs from base 1 to 1443 and encodes 480 amino acids. The record is from RefSeq and is a predicted model, not a curated record.